AAUUUAUAAGUUAUGAUGGCAAUACUGCUAUUACUAACAUCUAGUGACACAUACAGUGAUGUUUUUAUCGGAGUGGUCGUACAAGUACGAAGAAAUUAUCCUGCAAAAAUGAAUUUAUUGCCUAUAUUUUCACGAUUAUCUACGCAUAUUAUACCCGGUAUUCGAAAUAUAUCGGGAUGUACUAAUCCAUUGUACUUCAGAGUCAGUAGUACGCUCUUAGGAGAACCGUUGAAAAAAAAGAAAAGGUUAGAUCCUGCGAUUAUCAGGGCACGAGAAGACAGAAGAAAGAGAAAAUUAGAAAAACAAAUUCGAAGAUUAGAAAAGGUCGCCAAACAACUGAAACCAAUUGCUGAGAUAGAAGUACCAUAUAAGUUCAAAGACGAAAAAGUGCAAAGAUUGCGACAGCUUCCAUCACUAUCAAAAGAAGAAACGGAAUCUAGAAUCUUACUACAAAAAGAAUGGACUAAGUACAAAACUCAACAGCAUUUAGCUGAUAUUCAGAUAAUGGAUUCUAUAUUAUAUUCACAACAGAGAGCACUUGAUGAACUUAGAGCAGAAUCAGAAGAACUAUAUCAAGAAGCAAUACAAGUGGAUUUAGGACUUUUACCAUAUACAGCCAAAGGUCCAUCGAAAACACCAGCAAUAGAAAAUUAUGAUAGUCCGGAUGGAGAAUAUACAAACGUGACUCGGAAAUAUGAAGGAGAAAAAUGAGAAUUGGAUGCUGUAUGAAGAAUUACAUUCUGUGUCAGAAAAUCUGUACGUAAAUAAAGCAUAUAUUUUUAGAUUA
Nylanderia fulva is the source of this 787-nucleotide messenger RNA. It is a transcript of the gene mRpL40, whose product is annotated as mitochondrial ribosomal protein L40. Gene Ontology annotation, cellular component: mitochondrial ribosome; mitochondrial large ribosomal subunit. The record is from RefSeq and is a predicted model, not a curated record. Lineage: Eukaryota; Metazoa; Arthropoda; Insecta; Hymenoptera; Formicidae.